Messenger RNA from Theileria equi strain WA, 1743 nucleotides. RefSeq lists its product as hypothetical. The record is from RefSeq and is a predicted model, not a curated record. The transcript has a single exon. Lineage: Eukaryota; Apicomplexa; Aconoidasida; Piroplasmida; Theileriidae. The coding region runs from base 1 to 1743 and encodes 580 amino acids.
AUGAAUGAAGGGAUAAAUUUAGACAUUGGACCAAGCUGGUGGUUCAAACAGCAACCCGGUGGAAUAUCUAUAGUUAAGGCACAAAGUACUAGUUUUAAUCGGUAUGUUGAAAAUGAAUAUUCAAAGUUUGGGAAUCGUAGACUAAUUGGACUCUCUUACAAUGGAAAUAAACUAUCUAAGUUGUCAAUUACAAAACCAUUUGAUAAUAUCAUGAAUGUGACGGUCUACUUUAAUAGGUUAAACAACGUCUUUUUACUCAUGAAAAUUAGCACAUCUGCAAAAAGUUAUUAUUAUACAAACCACGAUACAAAUCAAUCAAUUGGCGAAAAGGCUGAAUUUGAUGAUUUUGUAACUACCGCUAGUCAUGCACUUAGUGAAAUAGAACUCCAAGGCAUACUCGAUGAAUUAUUUAUGAAAGGAAAAUUAGAUUAUUAUGAGUUAUCUACAGGACUAAGAGAAAGACUUGUAAGGGGAGGUGGUGUUAUACUUGAUCUUGCUAAUCACAAACAUGGGAUGUUUUACGUUUCUGAUGAAACGAACAUACAAGUAAUGGUUACAGAAGAUUAUUCUGUCACUGGAUAUAAGGGGGUUCAACAUACUCCAUUUUACUACCAAUUUUGGAUUAAGGGUAUAAAGAACAAAAACGGUGAAGAAAUUAGAGUGGAGGGGCAAUUUCCCAAUUACCCCUUGAAUUGUAUCGUCUACUACCAUGGGGAUGACAAUAGUUACAACAAUCCACUAUUGGUAAUGUUCUAUCUAAAAGAGAAUACUUACGGAGACCCGAUAGAUGUUCCUAGUAAAUAUUUGAUGUGUAAAAACAACCAAAAAAUAAAUUGGGAUGUUCUCAGAGUUAAAGAUUCUAGUAUAGGUGACGAGGAACUUUUGCAGAUACUUGAGAACAUUUCUACAAAUAAUAGACUUCUGGUUGAAAAGAUAUCAGAUGAGAAUCUUAGGGCUAAGCUUGGAGAUAUCACUCGAUAUAUCACUGUUGAUUUAACAAAUACUACCAAGUAUCCAAAGCCCUAUAAUUAUGAAUCCGGUACUAACCGAGCAGAAAUCCCGGUAUAUAUUUUGGUUAUGAAAUAUAUAAACACAUUUAAUACGUUCACUAUUGGGGAAAUUAAGAUGUCAGAUGGAAUUAUCACUGGUAAACAAUUACCCACGCCCGAGACAAAAAUACGAAAAUUAUCGGCCUAUUACACGGACUAUGUGGGCAAAAAUCUGUUUUUAAUAGAAGUUAUCCCCCUUUAUACCAUAUCCAGUGGUUCACAAAAGGCUGUAUAUUACUAUUACAGGGAUAACAAUGAAUGGCGAGGCUGCAAACUUGAAACACUUGUUGAGAUUAGAGAUGAUGGCAGAGAAGACUAUAGGGUCACCCAAAAUUUUGUCAAAUACGUUGUAGAGAACCAAGGUAAGAUAACCUAUGAUGAUCUUAAGGAGCAAGACCUUAUGGUAAAUCUGGAACCGUAUCCAAAGAUAGAGGAAGAAGAAGUCCCUACGGAAAACCCAACUGAGGAACCUACUGGACCAUCAACGCAAACCCCCAAGGAUACUGUUGAUACAGAGUUAACUUCGGCUAAAUUUCCACCUCCCAAAGGUUCUGGUAACGCCGGUGCUAUAGUCGGUGGGAUAAUAGGAACUCUAGUUUGUACAGGUGCUUUCAGCUUUGUGAUGUGGAGGAUUGGGCCAUCAUUAAGGACUUAUAUGGCCGGUAGAGAGCCUCUUCUCUUAUCUACUGUGUAA